Messenger RNA from Salvia splendens (bonfire salvia), 2673 nucleotides. RefSeq names its product BTB/POZ domain-containing protein At1g03010. The transcript is spliced from 4 exons. The record is from RefSeq and is a predicted model, not a curated record. The coding region runs from base 607 to 2445 and encodes 612 amino acids. Gene Ontology annotation, molecular function: protein binding. NCBI's taxonomy places the organism in Eukaryota, Viridiplantae, Streptophyta, Magnoliopsida, Lamiales, Lamiaceae.
GGUUUAUGAUUGAUUGGUCCACCAAUCAAGAAAGUAGGUAGGAGUAUUGUAAUUUCUGCUCUUGACUUCUUUGUAGUUGAAUGUGAAUGGAAGACAAAAAUCCCAGUUUCAAGAAUUCAUAAUCCUCUCCUUGAAAUUUCAAAAUCAAUACUUUUUGUGAUAUGAUUUGUGUGUGUGUUUUUGUGGCUCAAUCACAUCCUUAAUAUCUAUGAUUAUGAACAAUCAACACUCAACUUUUUAGCUCCAAGAAUUAGCUAGUACUACUACUAAUCAGACAUCAGUUUCAUGGUGCAGUACUAGAAUUCACAAUGUGUUUAUUACAGCAUGUGCAUAUGUCUUGAAGAUUGGAUGCUUAUUACUGAUCAAUAAUUCACACUGAUUUCCUACCCUUCAAGGAACAAAAUGCAUUAAAUGGCCCCAGAUAUUUGGCUGCCUGCUAAGACAGGACAAAAAUUAACAUAGUUUGUUUGACAACAAAAGAGCCUAAAAAAUGUAGUUGAAUAAGACAGAUGGGGUUAAAUCUUUGCUUGCUUGUAUAUCUUCGAUUGGGUGAAACGACGGCCUUAUCACUUAAGCCGCGAAGGUUGAGUUGGUGUUGCUGUCUUUAUGGCUUAUGUUUUUUACUUGGCCAUCCAUAUAAUAGGUGAUCAAAGGCCAAUCUCCGAUGUCUCUAGUGAUCUAACCAUCGAAGUCGGAACAGCAAGUUUUGCUCUUCACAAAUUCCCUCUCGUUUCCCGGAGUGGAAGAAUACGUAAACUGCUGGUCGAUGCAAAGGAUUCCAAGGUAUCAAGGCUGAAUCUCUCUGGCAUUCCUGGCGGAUCACAGGCAUUCGAGCAGGCUGCAAAAUUCUGUUAUGGAGUGAACAUUGACAUCACACUGUCAAAUGUGGCUAUGCUGAGGUGUGCUUCUCAUUUUCUUGAAAUGACAGAGGAGUUAUCUGAGAAGAAUCUCGAGGCUAGGGUCGAGGCCUACCUCAGAGACGUGGUCCUAGCCAGCAUACCAAACUCAAUCUCGGUGCUCCAUCACUGCGAGAGCCUGAUGCCAACCGCUGAGGAAAUCGGCCUUGUGAGCAGAAUCAUCAACGCCAUUGCAAACAAUGCCUGCAAAGAGCAGCUGACCUCUGGCCUGUCCAAGCUGGAGCACACCUUUUCCUCAAAGCCCGUUGCUUCGAUGGAGGCUGAGACGCCCUCGGACUGGUGGGGGAAGUCGCUCUCCCAGCUGAGCCUCGAUCUCUUCCAGAGGGUCCUCUCGUCCGUGAAGACCAAAGGGCUGAAGCAGGACUUGAUUAGUCGGAUUCUCAUAAACUAUGCUCAAAACUCCAUUCAAGGCCUAGUGAAGGGAAACAUCUUAGACAUCGAUCUCCAGAAGAAGCAGAGGAUCACUGUGGAGACCAUCACCGGUUUGCUCCCAACGCAGUCCAGGAAGAGCUCAGUCCCAAUGGCGUUCCUCUCGAGCCUGCUCAAGUCCGCCAUAGCUGCCUCCGCGUCCACUUCCUGCAGGUCUGAUCUGGAGAGGAGGAUCGGGCUGCAGCUGGACCAGGCGAUCCUCGAAGACAUACUGAUCCCCGUGAAUCCACACGGGAACAGCCACGCCCCUAUGUAUGACACCGACUCAGUGCUGAGGAUCUUCUCCAUUUUCUUGAACCUGGACGAGGAUGACGACGACGACGACGCUCAGCUGAGAGACGAGAGCGAGAUGAUGUACGACUUCGACAGCCCCGGCUCGCCCAAGCAAAGCUCAAUCAUCAAAGUCUCGAAACUGUUGGACAACUACCUCGCAGAGGUAGCACUUGACUCAAACUUGGCCGCAUCAAAGCUGAUCUCUCUAGCAGAGCUGCUCCCCGACCACGCUCGUAUGGUGUACGAUGGACUGUACCGCGCAGUCGACAUCUUCCUCAAGGUUCAUCCGAACAUGAAGGAGUCAGAGAGGUACCGGCUGUGCAAGACGAUCGACUGCCAGAAGCUGUCGCAGGAGGCGUGCAGCCACGCGGCCCAGAACGAGAGGCUGCCGGUGCAGAUGGCGGUGCAGGUGCUGUACUUCGAGCAGAUAAGGCUGCGCAACGCGAUGAACGGAGUGGGAGGGCAGAGCCACUUCUUCUUCGGGUCAAUGAACGGGUUCCCGCAGCGGUCAGGGAGCGGGGCGGGGAGCGGUUGCAUCUCACCGCGGGACAACUACGCAUCGGUGAGGAGGGAGAACAGGGAGCUGAAGCUGGAGGUGGCGAGGAUGAGGAUGAGGCUGACUGAUCUAGAGAAGGACCAUGUAUCCAUGAAGCAGGAGCUCGUGAAAUCGCACCCGGCUAAUAGGCUGUUCAAGUCUUUCGCUAAGAAGCUCAGCAAGCUCAACGCAUUGUUCAGGAUCAAGGACAUCAACCCCAAGGCUAAGACUAAGGCGGCCUCAGACGCUAGGUUUCUCUUUCAGAAACGGAGGCGCCAUUCUGUUUCUUGAUUGCUUUUUUGCUUGCUUGUAAUAUACAUGUAUAGAUUUACUCAUUCUGUUUUUUUUUGUUUUUGGGUUUUCUUUGCUGUUUUGAGGUUUUUAGUGUUUCAUUUUAUUUUUUUACUAUGUGGUAUUGCUUUGCCUGUUUAUUUUUGAUUCUUGCCUUCGUAGAAAUUUUACAUACUGUACCUCUCUGGGUCUACAAGCAUAUAUUAUAAUGUUAGUCUAUUUAAAAUA